AUGUCAUCUGAAGAGUUUGAGAAACUUCACGAAAUGUACAAAUGUUUGUACGACGAGCUAAAGUUGCUCCCAGACAGAGCUCUCAAUGCUCAAGGAGAGGAAAGAAAAAGACUGGUCAGAGUUUUUGAUGAGCGACAAGGGGAGGCAGAGGAAGUGUUACAAGGCAUGGAGGAUGAGCUGCGCGGAGCCCCUCCAUUAUUUCGGAAUGCCAUGAACACGAAGCUGCGUAUCUAUCAAAGAGAUAUGGCAAAACUACAGAGAGAGAUGAAGAACAACUCCUCGCAUUUGACUUCACAAGGAGGAAACUAUGGCAUCUACUCUGAACGAAAUCAGCACAGUACGCACUUACAAUCCCAAAGAGCAUUACUUCUGCAGGGAACUGAGUCCUUGAAUAACGCCACUCAAAGCAUCGAACGCAGUCAACGUAUUGCAGUUGAAACGGACCAGAUCGGCACAGACAUAAUUGAAGAGCUGGGAGAGCAGAGAGAGCAGCUGGACCGCACUCGAGAUAGACUUGUAAAUACGGGUGAAAACCUCACUCGAAGUAGAAAAAUUCUGCGUAAAAUGGCACGAAGACUUGUGACUAACAAGUUGCUUUUGGGGAUUAUUAUUCUCAUGGAGGUGGCCAUUUUGGGAGCAGUUGUAUACCUCAAGUUUUUUAGAAAAUAG
Messenger RNA from Knipowitschia caucasica, 669 nucleotides. The record is from the annotation of a GenBank genome assembly. Lineage: Eukaryota; Metazoa; Chordata; Actinopteri; Gobiiformes; Gobiidae.